Molecule: messenger RNA, 6297 nt
Organism: Meriones unguiculatus (Mongolian gerbil)
Lineage: Eukaryota; Metazoa; Chordata; Mammalia; Rodentia; Muridae
Gene: Ppp1r16b
Product: protein phosphatase 1 regulatory subunit 16B
Exons: 11
Coding region: 247-1953 (568 amino acids)
Biological process (GO): regulation of sprouting angiogenesis; establishment of endothelial barrier
Cellular component (GO): cytoplasm
Molecular function (GO): protein phosphatase regulator activity; protein binding; enzyme inhibitor activity
Source: RefSeq, a predicted model, not a curated record
CUCCGCCUUAGGGGAGGAGCCAAGAGGCGGCGCGGUGGCUCGCUACCCAGCAGAGCUGGCACUGUCGCCGCACCGCCAGCUGCGGCUCUGGGACCUGCGGAUCGAACCGGGGCCGGGAGCCGCCCGGGGCAGAGCUCGAGAGAGCGGGCCCCACCAUGAGGCCCCAGCCCCUCGGGAGCCCCUGUGCUCCCCUGGCCCCGGGAGCACCGUGCUAGCCCCAGGAAGGACAAGGGCAGGCGCGGGGCCAUGGCCAGCCACGUGGACCUGCUCACAGAGCUGCAGCUGCUGGAGAAGGUGCCUACGCUGGAGCGCCUGCGCGCAGCCCAGAAGCGCCGGGCUCAGCAGCUCAAGAAGUGGGCACAGUAUGAGCAGGACCUGCUUCACCGCAAGCGCAAGCACGAGCGGAAGCGCAGCACCGGUGGCCGACGCAAGAAGGUGUCCUUCGAGGCCAGUGUGGCAUUGCUGGAGGCCUCACUGAGGAAUGACGCGGAGGAAGUACGCUACUUCCUGAAGAACAAGGUCAGCCCUGAUUUGUGUAAUGAGGAUGGACUCACAGCCUUGCAUCAGUGCUGCAUUGACAACUUUGAGGAGAUCGUCAAGCUGCUGCUCUCCCACGGUGCGAAUGUGAACGCCAAGGACAACGAGCUGUGGACGCCCCUGCACGCUGCGGCCACCUGCGGCCACAUCAACCUGGUGAAGAUCCUCGUCCAGUAUGGGGCUGACCUGCUUGCUGUCAACUCUGAUGGGAACAUGCCAUAUGACCUCUGUGAGGAUGAACCCACCCUGGAUGUCAUUGAGACCUGCAUGGCGUACCAAGGUAUCACCCAGGAGAAGAUCAAUGAGAUGCGGGCAGCUCCCGAGCAGAAGAUGAUAUCAGACAUUCACUGCAUGAUUGCAGCGGGCCAGGAUCUGGACUGGGUAGAUGCCCAGGGUGCCACACUGUUACACAUAGCUGGAGCCAAUGGGUACCUGCGGGCAGCUGAACUCCUCCUGGACCAUGGAGUGCGCGUGGAUGUGAAGGAUUGGGAUGGCUGGGAGCCUCUGCACGCAGCAGCCUUCUGGGGACAGAUGCCAAUGGCAGAGCUGUUGGUGUCCCAUGGAGCUAGUCUCAGUGCCAGGACAUCCAUGGAUGAGAUGCCAAUAGACCUGUGUGAGGAAGAGGAGUUCAAGGUCCUGCUGUUGGAGCUUAAACACAAGCAUGACGUGAUCAUGAAGUCCCAGCUGAGGCACAAGUCGUCCCUGAGCCGGAGGACAUCCAGUGCAGGCAGCCGCGGGAAGGUGGUGCGUCGAGCCAGCCUGUCAGACAGAACCAACCUGUACCGGAAAGAGUAUGAGGGAGAGGCCAUCUUGUGGCAACAACGGUGUGCCGCCGAGGACCAGCGUACUUCCACCUACAAUGGAGACAUCAGGGAGACCAGGACAGACCAGGAGAACAAGGACCCGAACCCCAGGCUGGAGAAGCCCGUGCUGCUCUCAGAAUUCUCUACCAAGAUCUCACGGGGAGAGCUGGAUGGGCCUGUGGAGAAUGGCCUCCGGGCCCCCGUCAGCACCUACCAGUACGCGCUGGCCAAUGGGGACAUAUGGAAGAUGCACGAGAUGCCUGACUACAGCAUGGCCUACGGUAACCCCGGUGUGGCUGAUGUCCCCCCACCCUGGAGUGGCUUCAAGGAGCAGAGCCCCCAAACGCUCCUGGAGCUGAAGAGGCAGAGGGCCGCAGCCAAGCUGCUCAGCCAUCCAUUUUUAAGCACCCACCUGGGCAGCAGCGUAGCCAGGUCGGGCGAGAGCAGCAGCGAAGGCAAGGCCCCUUUGAUUGGAGGCAGAACUUCCCCCUACAGCAGCAACGGGACCUCGGUGUAUUACACAGUCACCAGCGGAGACCCCCCGCUCUUGAAGUUCAAGGCCCCCAUGGAGGAGAUGGAGGAGAAAGUUCACGGCUGCUGCCGGAUCUCCUAGUGUCUGAGAGUUGGAAGAGAGAGCUGCCUCGGAGAGGGGCCUCGGAAUCCAAGCCAGUCCAACAGCCCUGGCUGGGGAGGUGUCCGAGGGCAGGCGGGGAGAGGUGGGGUCUGCUUUCUAGAGGAAUGCUGACCUUACCUCAUGCCCACCUGCCCAUAGCGUCCCUACUCCCCUCUGUGCUGCUUUCUUGCCUCAAUGCCUGCAUCUGAAGCAUAGCGGCCCCGACUCACUCUGCAGUCUCAUUCAGGGAGGGUGGGCUUGGGCUAUCAGUUCUGUACUUGGUAAAGGCUUCUUUGGACCAGGACUAACACUCACCCCCUUUAUACCCACACACACACAUACACACACACACACACACACACACACACACACACACACACACAGUGUGCAGGAAUGUUACACCUGAGCUCUUGGGAAGAAGAUUGGGCUGAGAAUUUGUGAGUUAUUCCAAGAAGAAUGAGUUCAAGACAGUCUUGGCACCACUACCAAUUGGCUUUCACUGGGGGAAAGGCCUGCCUAGCUGAGACCCACAAUUCUGCAUUAGAGUCUUACCAGGCUGGGUCACCACCUACACCUAGCAGGGGCAGGAAGUCCUUUGUGUUCCGGGGAGCCAGGAAUCAAUAUGGAUCAGAUCAGUGGGUCCAGGCCUGCUCCCCACAGCCUUGCCGAGAGCCACUCAUGCACAUGUCAGUAGAAAGGUAGAGGACUGUACAAGAGUCAAGCUGGAAAGCCAGACCACCCCACUCUUAAGAGAAACCAAAUCUUGUUUUGGUCUUCCGUGGAAGCACAGGAGUUGGGUCGGGUGCAGCACAUUGGUAUUUCAAACUACAUUUGGUUAAAGCAUUCUUUGAGGCUGUAAAAUUCCAGGUGGGAGGUAACUGAAUUUGCCUUCUCCCAAGAUAGCGUCACAGUUGGGGUUUAUUGUCUGGUGUUUUUGAAAAAUGAGUUUCAUCGGGAGCUUCUGUGGGGGCCUCCCAGGGGAGGGAGGAGUGCGUCGCUGAGAAGACCCUGGUUAACACUGGUAUAACACAGCAUCCUGGCUGAUCUUUGUGGUUUCCAGGCCGUUUUGAUCCAGCCCAACUCAGCCUGCCCUUCUCAGCCUGAGCCAUCACCCUGAGCAGUUGAGGCUUGCCUGUACCCCACCCUCUGCUUUAUACAGCUGAGUGUGCAGAGUGAAUGCUCGGGCCCUCCAAGCUUCGCCUUUUCUGCAAUGCUGUGUAAGACAUGUUUGCCAAGCCUCACUUGUCGGCUCCUGCCAGCGGGUCUCAAAGCUUCCAGCCUGCUUCUACUGGAGUGGUAAUGCCCAAAGCUGCAAACUGAGGUGCCCAGGGUCACACUCGUGUCCUGCGUUCAGGAUAGCGGUGGCAUGGCUGGAGUUGGCUCUCCCUCCAGCUGUACAGCUUUGCUGCCCUAGUCUUCCUGAUGCUGGGGAAAAAUCCCACGCCACAUCACCAUCACAUUCCCACGACCCCAUUGAAACUGUGCUCCAUACCUUGGGUUCGACACCCUGGCUCCACCAAAACCUUCUGGUGUAACUAGCACACCACACCUUUGUUCUUUGCUUUGUGUUCCUUUUAUCUGUCCCCAGACUACCUCCUUAGAGCCCGGAGAGGGUCCCUAAGCCUGGAUUCAGAUGCAGGGGAGAGAUGCCCUUUAUGGCCCCCGGUUCCACUCCCUUAGGAGUUAGGCCUGCCAUUUGUUGGUCUCUGUCCCUACUGUGGCCUUGGGACCUCGGCCAAAGAUGAAUCAGGACCUGACUAAGUUAGACCAAUGCUUUAUCAGGACCAGGAGUGUGGGCCAGAGAGUGCCCUGGAGGCUGCUGGAUGCGGAAGGAGGUGCACAACAUAAGGUCAUCCCCAGCUCCAGGAUGAAUGUAAUCUGGCAUGGUGGGGUGGCACAGGAAACCAAAGAUGGUUUCCUGAAUCCCUGGGACCUCAGCUAGGCUCCGCAGCCCAUGGCUGAACGAGGAGAUGAUCAAAACACCCACCUGUGGCUUUAAACUGCUCUUUAGCUCUGACAGACACUGAAAUGCCUUUUGGAGACGACUUUAGCCACAAGGUGGGCAGUGCCCAGGCAGCAGCCACAUACUCCUCGGAGUCAGCUGCCCAGGGGUUUUUGGGCUCUUUGCUGGGGGAGGAGGCAGAGAGUGAAGGUAUUUUUUGCCCUCUCUGAGCCAUUCAGGCUAUUCAAAUCCUCCUCCACCCUCAGCACUUCUUUCUGGGCCAUUCCUUUCUGUCUGAGGGAUGGGAAAAUCAGCUGCCUCCUCCAUGGGAGCUAGCCUCAGACAGUGUGGAUUCAUGGGCUUUUGUUCAUGUUUUCCAUCAGGGAUAAGCAAAUGUUCCCUGUUUGGGCGCCAAGUCCCCAGGGCACUUUCCCUGUGACUCUUUGGAAUAUUGAGAGCCAUGAUGAGGAAUAACCUCCAGCACAUGAGCCAGGGCCACCCACUCACUCACCCAUGUCACCUACUGAGGUGGUGAGACACCCCCAAACUGAUGUUAGUUUCUGCAGAUAACAGUCCAGCUAAGCAUUGAAGACUUUGAUCCCUUGAGGACAGUGGGCAUCCUCAGACUCAUCCAUUGUUCUAAUCAGAGUGCCUGCAUCCCAGACCAACGCCCCAGUGCUUUGCAGCUCCUGCAGUUCUGAGUGUGAACCUCCUUAGCUGGGACACAGCAUUAUGGCCACACCUAGAUAACAUUUGCCUCUAAGUGCAGAUACUAGAUCUCAGGCCCCAGGCAGACACCACACCAGUCCAUUUAGAGCCCUCAGAGGUAGCCUUCAAGCCAGCAUCCCUGGAGAACAACAUAAGAGCAGUCUGCGAUCAGUGCCUGGAAGAAACAGAAGUCUGAAAUUUGUUGCCAAAUGUGCCCCAAGCAUUUACAGUCGUCUCCUGCUCAUUUUUGCUCAUGAACUCUACCAUCUUCUCCCCUACCCCACCAAUGGAUAUUGGGAGGGUGAACUCCUCCUCUUCAUAUCAAACAUUUCCUUGUGUGUCAGCCUCUCUCCCUGGAAGGUGUGGAUACAGGGGCAAGGCCGAAGCCUGGCAAGGUUACCAGAUGCCUCCCUCCUACCAGGAACCUGUGUCUUGGUAGCCAUCCUUGGCAAACUGAAGACAUCUAUUUCCAAACCAGGUGCCCCACAGUUUCCUGUGAGCUGUGGUCCUUGCACCCGUUUUAUGCUCCCCGAACAAUUAGAAAUUGGUAGCUAUCACCAGAUUGUGACUUUCUGGCCAGUAGCUCAGGGAAUUGGAAUGAAUCCUAAGUCCAGGUCUACUGAAGACUUUGGGGGAUAUAAUUCUUUAUCAGAUAUGCAGUAUUAAUGAAUCUUCUCUACAUUGUUUGAUCAAAUUUUAGAUGCUUGGAAAGAUUGCCAGAGGGUGGCCCUCAUCCGGGUGUAGUGGCAGAUACCUUUAUUCCCAGCACCAGGGAGGCAGAGGCAUGUGAUAUAUCUCUGAGUUUAAGGCCAGCCUGGACUACAGAGUGAGUUCCAGACCAGCCAGGACUACACAGAGAAACUCUGUCUCAAACAAAAACAAAACAAAACAACAACAACAACAAAGAAACACUCAAAUAAAUAAAAAUAAAAUAUGGCCUCUGGGUUGGCCUACCACAGCCUAGUUUUGUAACAGUGUGAGACUCUCGGUUCUUAGUGUCCAAUACUCCUUGAUCCUGGGCUUUCUCUCCCACCUGCUGUCCCAAAGCGGGUCACUGGGAUAACUUCCAGAGGGGCCAUCCUUACAUGAUGUCAGAAGGAUUGUCCGAGCUCUCGCUAUCUGUAGCCUGACGAUAGCCUCCCCUUCCCCAGGGCACAGAAAAGCCAAGGGUCACAUGGCCAAGGCCACACUCCACUGAAGUGACCCACCCACUUUCCUAGAACGCCCUAGACUUUUCCUCCACAGGAGUCCCUUGUUAGCCAGAGGGCCUGCUUUUUGUGGGCACUUCAAGGGCCACCUCAAGUGCGGGGCCUGGCUCUGCACACCGGGAGAAGUCUGCAGACACCCAGCCCUCCGCAAUAAAUCACCAGACCAGAAGCCACUGAUGUACAGAGAACACUUAAGAAAAAAAAAAUGUAUUUUAUGUGAAAAAAGUUAAAACUCUGUAUACUGUAUCAGCAGCUUUGUGUAAAAAAUGGCAAUCAAAAGAAUCUAAUAUAUUUAAAACUUUUUUUAAAAAGAAAUUCUCAUGGAUCUUUGAUAUUGUACUGAAGUAGCUCCACGCCUCCAAGAUGGGGUCUGACCAUAUCCCCAAGGAGCCCGUGUCCCAGGAGUUACUUCCAGCUGCCAAGGCCUGUGACGGAAUUCGCUGUUAUGGAUUUUUAAUUAAGAUUAUUAAAUUCCUUUUAAUAACA